This is a messenger RNA of Psilocybe cubensis, 600 nucleotides long. RefSeq lists its product as uncharacterized. Bases 1 to 600 code for a protein of 199 amino acids. Lineage: Eukaryota; Fungi; Basidiomycota; Agaricomycetes; Agaricales; Agrocybaceae. The transcript has 3 exons. The record is from RefSeq and is a predicted model, not a curated record.
AUGGCAGAUAUCAACUCGGAACUGACCAAGCAGGUUAUCGAAUUCACUGAGGUCUUUGCCGAGUUGGAUGACCUCGUCGUUUUCACGCCAAAACUACCAGUUGGCGCGAACUGGGGAUACCUGGGCCCAGUCGCCUGGAAGCGUGAUAGUGAUAUUGAACAGCACUUUCAAAUUUCCGUACCCUCGCUUUCUCAAUCACAGUACGGCGUGAUUUUGUUGACCAAAGACGGCAGCGACGCGCUUGGAGAGAUUGUGGAUUGGGUCCCCAAUAUGGGCACCAUUGAGCCAUCAAGAUUCACAACCUGGCGCGGUAUCCCUGCCGAUCCUGAGAAAUACGUAUCUGGGGGCGACUUGUUCGUGCUCGGCAUGGACAAACCAACCGCAGAGCAAACGGCUGGUAUCAAAGCGAUCCGAAAGGACCUUGUCAUCGAGAGGACGCCGGACCAUCUCAUCUGGUCGCGCAGGCUUCCGCGUGACACUGUGUCGCUUAACGAUGUUAGGAUUGUUACCGGUGUUGAACUGGCUUCGGGAGCGUUUGUGUCAACUAGUGCCCAUGCGGGGGAGGAGAGAACUAUCCCUGUAAUCCGCUUCUUUUCCUAG